CAAUUGCGUUUUCAUUAAUCAAAAUUCAAAACCCACUUGGCAUCGGUGCUUUGCUUCUUCUCUCUUUCUUUGGGUGCUUAAUCAUGGAAACUUACAGAUGAGAUGAGUGAACAAGCUUUCUCUUUGCAAGCAAAACAUUUGUGUAGUCUGAGCUGAUCAGGUCGGUGGUGCCCUGUUCUGUCUUUGAAUUGGUCUCCUUUUAAAUUUCCUUUGUCUCUGUUUCGCACUACUUCUCCUCCUUUUGUUUUUCAACUCGGAAACUUCAUUUUAACUCACUUCUUCUUCACCAUCUCCAACUCAGAUACCCCAUAAUUAAAAAAACAUUCUGCAAUUUUUAUUUUUAUUUUUGCAUUCCCAAUCUGUAGUUUCUGUGUUAGAGUUUAGUUUCAAGUUUUAAGCUGGAAAGGAGGGAUUUUUUUCUGUUUGGAAUCAAUUAGCUUGCUGAUGGGAGGUAAAAGCUCAAAAGGGUCAAGAGGGAGAGAUUAUUCUUCUUAUGGUUCAGCCAAUUCUUCAUCUUCAUGGAAUCAAUAUGGAUAUCCUCCAGCAUCAUCAUAUCCAUCUCCUCAACAUGAUCCCUAUUGGACACAACAACAUCACCAUGCACCUGCUCCUAAUCCAUCUUAUCCUUAUGAAUCACAAAUGCCCCCCCAACAACCACACAAGAGGCUGGACAGGAAAUACUCGAGAAUAGCUGAUAAUUACCAGACUUUGGAUCAGGUGACUGCUGCUCUUGCUCAAGCUGGCUUAGAGUCUUCUAAUCUCAUUGUUGGAAUUGACUUCACAAAAAGCAAUGAGUGGACAGGUGCAAGAUCAUUCAAUCGACGAAGCUUACAUGAUAUUAGAAAUGGUCAAAAUCCGUAUGAACAAGCAAUAUCAAUUAUUGGCAGGACUAUGUCUGCAUUCGAUGAGGAUAACUUAAUUCCAUGUUUUGGAUUUGGAGAUGCAUCUACACAUGAUCAAGAUGUCUUUAGUUUCUUUCCUGAAGAGAGAUUCUGUAAUGGAUUUGAGGAAGUGCUGACACGAUACAAAGAAAUUGUUCCCAACCUUCGGCUCGCUGGACCGACAUCUUUUGCACCUGUUAUUGAAAUGGCCAUUACUAUUGUUGAGCAAGGUGGUGGGCAAUACCAUGUUUUACUGAUAAUUGCUGAUGGACAGGUGACUAGAAGUGUUGACACACAUCAUGGCCAGCUCAGUCCACAAGAGAGAAGGACAAUCGAUGCAAUUGUAAAGGCAAGUGAAUACCCUCUAUCGAUCAUUUUAGUUGGAGUUGGUGAUGGACCUUGGGAGAUGAUGAGGGAGUUUGAUGACAACAUCCCUGCUCGAGCCUUUGACAAUUUCCAGUUUGUGAAUUUUACAGAAAUAAUGUCCAAAAAUGUGAGUCAGUCCAGAAAAGAGGCAGAAUUUGCUCUUGCAGCAUUGAUGGAAAUACCUUCUCAAUACAAAGCAACUAUUGAGCUUGGCUUAUUGGGCAAUCACCACAGAGGGAAUGCACCAGAGAGGGUUCCUUUGCCCCCACCACUUUACGGUCAAACUUCUUCAAGCAAAUCAAAAGCUUCCCGUUCAAGCAGCUUCCAGCAGCGUGUACCUUCUUACUCUGCAUAUGAUACACCAGUAAGCGGAUAUGAAACAACAGCAGAGAAGGCUUCAUCUUUAUAUGAUACACCAGUUAGUGGAUAUGAAACAACAGCAGAGAGGGCUUCAUCUUCUAGCUCUGUGUAUGAUAAUCAGGUUUGCCCCAUUUGUCUCACUAAUCCAAAGAACAUGGCCUUCGGUUGUGGGCAUCAGACUUGUUGUGAUUGUGGAGAAGACCUCCAAGUGUGCCCCAUAUGUCGAGGCCCAAUACAGGCUAGAAUCAGGCUCUAUUAGUAAAUCUCAAUGCGUUCUCUGAGAUCAUAUCUGCUCCCUGCAUGUUUGGUUCGGUGGGAGCUGAAUCAAAUGCUCAUUAUUCUGAAUAGCCAUUCAACAGUGUUUCUUCGGAAAGCAGGGAAAAGAAAUGGUUUAUAAAUAACCUUCAAGAACCAGUUUUAAGAUUGUGCAGAGUUGAUUUGUUUCUUGGUGGAUGUAUUUUUCGGCGAGGACAAACGCGAAACUAGUUAGAUUUAUGCAAUCUUGUAUAGAUCAUGGCGGAGUACUCUGCCCAAGACGUGUGUUUCAUAAGUUGGUUUUGCAAAAAGGAGUUAAUGAACUACACUUGGAUUAGGAUGAGGUAGGUUUUUCUUAGCUGUUGAUAAACAAAAACUAAAAUCCAUUUUUUUUUAAUAUGUAUAUAUUUGUGGUGUUAUUUCUGUUUUUGGACAA
Messenger RNA from Populus trichocarpa (black cottonwood), 2298 nucleotides. RefSeq names its product E3 ubiquitin-protein ligase RGLG5. The coding region runs from base 445 to 1866 and encodes 473 amino acids. The transcript is spliced from 12 exons. The record is from RefSeq and is a predicted model, not a curated record. NCBI's taxonomy places the organism in Eukaryota, Viridiplantae, Streptophyta, Magnoliopsida, Malpighiales, Salicaceae.